Beauveria bassiana ARSEF 2860 is the source of this 1164-nucleotide messenger RNA. RefSeq names its product peptidase family M28. The coding region runs from base 1 to 1164 and encodes 387 amino acids. Lineage: Eukaryota; Fungi; Ascomycota; Sordariomycetes; Hypocreales; Cordycipitaceae. Gene Ontology annotation, molecular function: zinc ion binding; glutaminyl-peptide cyclotransferase activity. The transcript has a single exon. The record is from RefSeq and is a predicted model, not a curated record.
AUGCGCGCAUCUGGAGCUCUUCUCUGGACCUUUGGGACGCUGUCAUCCUUUGCGAGCGCCAUUGCUGGGACUCCGCUCACCGACGAUGACCUGCGCAACAUUCCCUCGCCGGGCGACGACUUUGACAUUGACAACGGCAAGCUGCUGGCGCCGAUCCUGAUCCCGCGCGUCCCCGGCACGCCGGGCCAGGCAGCAGCGCAGGCGCACCUCGUCGACUUUUUUCAGACCAAUCUACCCGGAUGGGAGCGCAUCUGGCACAAUUCGACGUCCAAGACGCCGGCGACAGGCGACCGCGACGUGCCGUUUAACAACCUCAUCCUGCGGCGCGAUCCGCCUUGGGCCAGGGCCGGCGACGUCGGGCGGCUGACGCUCGUGGCGCACUAUGACAGCAAGCUGACGCCGCACGGGUUCAUCGGGGCGACGGAUAGCGCGGCGCCGUGCGCCAUGCUCCUGCACGCGGCGCGCAGCCUCGACGCGGCGCUCGAGGCGCGCUGGAAGGCCAUGGAGGAGGCCGGCGAGGCGGACACGUCGCUGGAGCCGGCGACGGGGCUGCAGAUUCUGUUCCUCGACGGCGAGGAGGCGUUUGAGCAGUGGACCGACGAGGACUCGCUGUACGGCGCGCGCGCGCUCGCCGCCGACUGGGAGCGCGACUUUUCCGGCGGCGGCAUGUCGACGUACCGCACGUCGCUGAGCUCCAUCAGCCUCUUUGUGCUGCUCGACCUGCUCGGCGCCGAAUCGCCCUCGAUCCCCUCGUACUUUGCCACGACGCACUGGGCGUACCGCAAGAUGGCGCUAUUAGAGACGCGUCUCCGCGACCUCGGCCUGCUCGAGGCCAAGGCGCGCCGCCCGUUCCUGCCCGACGCCGACAAGUCGGUCGAGCAAUUCCGCCACAUGGGCGCCGUGCAGGACGACCAUGUGCCGUUUAUGCAGCGCGGCGUGGAUAUUUUGCAUUUGAUUCCGUCGCCGUUUCCGCAAGUCUGGCACACGAUGCACGACGACGGCGAGCACCUCCACAUGCCGACGACGAGGGACUGGGCCAAGAUUGUGACGGCGUUUGCGGCCGAGUGGCUGGACCUGACGGGCAAGUUGCCGCAGCUGGCGUCGGCAAGGGAGAAGAGGUCAAGGACGGAGACGGUGCCGGCGACGGAGCGCACGGAUUUGUGA